AAUGUCAAUCGUUGGACCAAUACUGAUAUUCAAAUAUCAACUAUUUGGGUUCUUCAACCGUUCAGGUCAUAUUAUAUUUGGAUUCACAUUCGUCUCACAAAAACCUCAGACCGGCUCAUUCCCCGAAAUGUUUUAAGAACAUUGCUGUCAAUUUGUGAUUGGUUUACGAUCAUCUCUACGUGCCGUCGGGAAACUUUAUCACUAUCACCGAAACAUAACGCCCAUGAAAUUUUAUUUUCACAUCUAACAGCAAGUAAUAAUCCCAAAAAAGAGAGUAAAAAGAAAAAUGGGUUGGUGUGGAAAGACGAACCAAACGAUGCCGUGGAAUCAACCGUUCGCGACGGCGAUCGAUGCUCUACCAGAAAGGUGGUGCAAUCCAACUGUAAGACCGAAGAAGUCGAACCCGGAAAGUUCGUUCGAAAGUGCGAGAAAACCGAAAAAGUUCUCAGAGAAUGCAUUGGGAGGCCUGUUGAGGUGCUACAAUUCAACAAAGAGUAUACUGAGGAUGAUGUCACAGAGCAAGUGCUAAAAGGGAAUUUCUCGUUAGGAUCAGAUGUGGAAGGUCCAUUUGAUUUUCCCGGACUACGUAGUGACAUGGAGGCAAUUGAACGCCACUUCUUUGGUGGAGUUAACCGUUUCUUUGAUGCUGCUGAGGAGAUGCAAAAUAGUUUUUUUGAUGCUUUUGGAGAUUUUUAUUGCAGGGGAUCUUCAUCACCACCAUCAAUAAGGCGAGGAAUCCCCAUUGAAGGUCAUCCGCAGAAGGAAGCCUCUGCUAAACCUGAUGAAUCUGGGCAUCUUGAUUUGUCUGGUUUCACUAAAGAUGUUUGAAGUCUUUUCUAGGAGCCAGCUUCCUGUUUUCUUCAAUUUUCUUCUUUAGAAUAUAAUGUAGGGAAACUUGUUAUACCUAUCAGACUGAAUGCCAGCUUUUUGAAUGCUUGGUGACUAGUAUUUUGGGUUUCCGAACAUAUGUGCAUGUCAGAGAAGUGGUAUUUUGCGGUUUGCUGUUCCAUGUGUUGAUAUGGGAUCGUUUCAGAUGAUUUGUUGUGAAUUGUAUUCCUGAACUUAUAAUACUUCAAAAAUUGAAAAGACAAA
This is a messenger RNA of Durio zibethinus, 1092 nucleotides long. Its product is annotated as fra a 1-associated protein-like. Lineage: Eukaryota; Viridiplantae; Streptophyta; Magnoliopsida; Malvales; Malvaceae. The record is from RefSeq and is a predicted model, not a curated record.